Molecule: messenger RNA, 7747 nt
Organism: Cebus imitator (Panamanian white-faced capuchin)
Lineage: Eukaryota; Metazoa; Chordata; Mammalia; Primates; Cebidae
Gene: C1QTNF6
Product: C1q and TNF related 6
Exons: 3
Coding region: 4876-5712 (278 amino acids)
Molecular function (GO): protein binding
Source: RefSeq, a predicted model, not a curated record
AAAAAGGAUUUGUGGAGGCUAGUCUUAAGCUCUAGGGAAUCUGUUGUACUUUGUGCUGUGAAUUUAUCUUUCUGUGUCAACCUGUCCUAAAAAGAGGUACUGUAGGAUAGGCCUAGGACCCCUAUAAGCCUAUUAUUCAAGUUGGCCCAGCAAACCGGUCAGUUACAAACUUUGUGGCAGGUCCCUGAAAUAAAAACUGCAUGAGGUUUCUGUCUUGUUUGUUUUAUGUCCUUGGGAUUUUAACUUUGUGACCAUGUGGGAGUUCUUUCUCUUAGUCUCCUUCAUCCAGAGGACAGGAAGCUGGAGGUUCACGUGAUAGCUGUAAAAAUUAUCCUGAGCAGUUGACAGCCUUUGUAAGCUUGAAAUGGGCUUCUCUAGUCUCCUUCGAGGAAAAACAACAGAAGCUAUCCAGCUCUGUGGCUCAGAAGCUAAGGCUUUGUCUUUUCACAGUGGGGACCCAGGUUCAAUUCUCACCUUAGGGAAUGAGUCCUUUCUGGUUUAAUAUCUAUGUGACCUUUGCCAUUUAUUGAUUCUCUUCCCCUCCAUAAACAGCUUCUGACUUCUCAUUUGAAUUUUCUUUCUCUGAGCUAUCUUUGGUGAGUCUAGAUCUGGUAAAAACUGCUUAUCACCUCUUUGAAAAUACCUCAUAUACCUGGGUUAAGUCAUAACCUUAGUUAAAGCUUACUGGUUUCAUCUGGGAGGCUACUGUUUGUGAAGUUCAAAAGCCAGAAAUAUUGGCUGUUUGUCCUGGCUGGAGUCUGGUAACAAGAUUUGGUUAAAAGUCAGCUUAAUUAAAAAUGGAUAUCCAAGCUAUACAUACGUUGAAAAGGCCUUUAUGGUUUGUUUUCUCUUCUUAGAUCUUAUUUUUCUGAAAAAAGUUUUUCUUUUCAGUCAACUGAAUUAUUUUCUCCAUUUUGUUUUCUUGACACUCUUGAUGCCCCAUCUGAGAGGACCUAAGAUAAAUUUUAAUAGCCUGGGACUCCUUGGGAAAAACAGGAGGUGCCACAGACCCCAUUUUGGGAGACACCUCUAUUUUCCUCAUGGACCCCUAGGAACUGAAAGCAGAUAGACCCCUCCCGAAACCUAAGGCUCUGUUCUAUUUCACAUUGUGUUAUCUGACAGUUGUGACUUUUGGGGAUAUCAGAAAUUAGUUUGCAUUGUAAGACAGCUUUUAGCCUUGCUAUAUAAUAACUAGGUGGGAAAUACAGUUUUAGGGAUGGCUAAUGGCAGCUAUGGGGGGGUACUUGGCCCUUUGCACAUUUGGAUCAGAAAAUCAUGCUCUUGGCCACCUAGAAGGUAUAGAAGCGUCCCCAGCCUCCAUUGAGAGAUAAGACUCCCAUGCGGGAUGGGCUGAUUCCCUCUCUUUGGGAUCCAGAAUCCAAUAUAAAAAUGGGACUCUUUCAUUUUGGGCAUCUGUUUUGCCUUCGGCUGUGCCUACUUAUUAGGCCUUAGAAACUGCAGGGUUUCCUGGCCCUGUUCCUUAAAGGGCUCCACCCUGAAGUCAGUAAUCGAAUUAAGAAACUUAAAAACUGGCAAAUGAAAAAUCUUACAACUACUGGAUCUUCUGUCUGUGUAUUUAUAUGUGUUGUGUGUGUGAUGUUGAUAUAUGAAAAAGCUCUGAUUAAUUGGCUUACAAAUAAUAAGUGCUUAAAUCAAAUAUUUUGUCAGGAAAAAUAGAAACAGUAACACCUUUUGGUUCACAUGACUUUAAUAAUCUUUGGGAAAUAAAGACAGUUUUAAAGAUUACUGGUAAAAUUAAAAUAUCUUCAAAAUUUAGAUAUUUAGUCUAAAUUAGGCAGGUCAGAUAUUAGGUAUGCUAAAAGCUUCAAGGUCAUAAACUGCAUCAUUGACUUUUGAAAAUUGUCCAGCUUACCUGCUUUGGGGUCAUUAGAUUCUAGAUAAGGCCUUGGACUUGUCAAGUUAGCCAUGCCCCCAGCUAUACUGGGAAGAGUCAGACCUUAUCUGCCCUUCUGCCUGGUGUCCUAGGCUCCACACUUGGAACAUAAUUUAAACGGCUUACUUACCAGGUUUUUUGCCAAAAAUAAAAGUUGCUAAGAGUUAACAUUGUAACAUAUGUAAUUGAGACUACUGGACAAACAGUUAUAUAUGCAAGGUGUGUAAGGAAAGUAGAAUGUACUUUUGGUAAGAAGACUGGAAGAAAGCAUGAGAAUGUGGAUUUGUUUCCCCCACUUUAGAGGGCUAAAGGAUUGUUUUAAGUUAGGUAGGAUAAAGCUGACGGUUUGAGCAAGUUGUGGAAGGUCUGUGAAAGAUUAAUCUUGUAAAAGAAAUUCUGUGUGAAUCUAUUGGCUAACGUUAAAGGGAUAUUAUUCAGUUUUUUCAUAAAUUUAAUAUGGAAUAAAAGUGUAACGGGGUUUUCUUAGAGUACUGGUAUACUCUUUAACAAGAAAAUUGUAAAGAGCUAUAAAAGGUUUAUGAGAAUCUUACUUCAUGGUCAAACAUUAAAAUUGGUUAGAGUUGUCCAUAAGGCUUUAUUAUGAAUUGAGUUUGACAUUAAUAGCACACAAAUGCAAAGGUAAAAUUUGACUUUCUCUUUUGAACAAGAUUUUCAUGUGUUGCUGAAAAAUAAUUAAAGAUUUUUGUUUGCCUUUUGAAUAAGCUAUAGAAAAACGAAGGGAAAGAAAAGAGACAGGUUUUUUUUGAGGGGGGGGAGUGGGGAAGCUAAGUAUUCCUGAAGACUUUCUUCCCAAAAAAGAAAGAGAAGAAAAACAGUGAGUAAAGGUUUUUGCCUUUAAAAACAUAUUUGAGUUGUUUUGGCCAAAUAAAUGACUUAUGGUGACCUGGGAUGCUAUUUUAUACUAUCAAAUGUUUUAAAUUUUUGAUAUUUGACCAACUUUUCAAAAUCAAGUUCUAAGUUAUGUCUUUUUCUAAGCUGAUUAGUCCUUUAGAUAUUAGGCCCCCUUAAGUCCAAAGAUGACAUAUUUGGCUUAUUUGGUACAUUAAAAUAAUACAGGAAACAUUGUCAAGUAUGAAAUCAUGUUUGGCUUUCUUUGGGCUGUAUUUGUAUAUAACUAUGUUCUUGUUAUGUGUUCCAAAAUUAUGGGAAACUCCUAUAAUUCUGAUAUGAAUUAAUGUACAUUAUUAAUAAUAAUUAUAAUUGUUAUGUUAAGUUAUUGUGUGCCACAGAGUUAUCCAAAUUUCCUACUCAGUGAUAUUAAUUUCUUUAAUCAUGGCUGCCCUAAGCCUUUUUGUCAUGCAUAGACAAUUGUCUUUUCAUUAUCUGUUUUUUUCCUCUUAAAAAGGAGGUUUAUAAUCAGCUGUAGGACUUUGAUGAGUACUUUUAAAUGCAGGGAGAAAGAAAACAACAUCCAAGACUCUCUGGGAAAACUAACAUAUAUAUAUCAAACAAAACAGGAAUUAAUUGCAUAGACUGAACUAAUAAAAGACUGAAGUAAUCUUUUAUGACUUUUUGCUUGAAACGUUGAUCUUUCUGUUUUGUUUUUCACAGUCAAGAAACCCCCUCUUUUUGAGCUAUUUUCAGCUUUUAACAGUUGAAUAAAGUAUGCUCCUAUAAGGAGUAUAAAACAAGGAGAUAAGCUUACUCAAAGCUUUCUUAAAUUGAACACAUAUUAAUCUUGGAUCUUUGUCUCUUUAGAUUAAGGAUUCCCUUGUAAAAGAGAGUAGGGAAGAAACAGGGCAUCUCCAUCUUAAAUAGGGGCUGGGUAAAAUGAGGCUGAGACCUCCUGGGCUGCAUUCCCAGGAGGGUAGGCAUUCUUUGUCACAGGAAGACCUAGGAAGUUGGCAGGACUGGUAUGUUAAGAUAGAGGUCAUAAACACCCUGCUGAUAAACAGGAUGAGGUAAACAACCUGCCACAUCUAAGAUGGUAAUGACAGUGACCUCUGGUCAUCCUUAUUGCUCAUUGUAUGUUACUUAUAAUGCAUCCGCAUGCUAAAAGACACUUCUGCCAGCACCAUGACAGUUACAAAUACCGUGGCAAUGUCUGGAAAUCACCCUAUAUGGUCUAAAAAAAGGAGGAACCCUCAGCUUCAGGAAAUCCCCACCCCUUUCCUGGAAAACUCAUGAAUAAUCCACCCUUUGUUUAGCAUACAUCAAGAAAUAACCAUAAAAAUAGCCAGCUAGCAGUGCUUGGGGUGCUCUGCCUCUGGAUCAGCUAUUCUUUUGUUUCUUUGCUUCUCUAAUAUGCUUGCUUUCACUUCGGUUCUGUGGGCUUGCCUCACGUUCUUUCUGGUGCAAGAUCUAAGAAUCACCUCUUGGGGGCUGGAUCAGGACUCCUUUCUAACACCUGCGUGAUACCUGAGGCGAUCAGCCUGCUCAUUCACCCAGCAAACCCGGAUGAAGCCCUCCCAUGUGUCUGGCACAAAGGGAGCUGAGGACCGCAGUUCUGGAACGCAGAGACAAUGUGUCUGUCCACAUCGCAGAUAGCAGGGCCAGGUUCUAGCCUGUGGCUGGAGGGCCAACACCUGCACCUUUUCUGGUACCCACCCUGCCUCUGUGACUCAGAGCAAUUGAGCACUUUAGCUCAGGCUGGAUUCAACCUUAUUGAACAACUUUGGGGCUCUUGUGCCCCAUCCCUGUGUCAGCGUCCCAAUCAUCAGGGGGCCUCGGACUCCUUCCUGCUCUGACUUUUUAGGGCUUUGAAUAAAACAAGACUCCACUGGAUCACCAAAGAGUUAAGCAAAGGAAAUCCCUGUCUCCCUUUAUCUCCCAGAACCCAGAGGCUGAGGGGAGGGAGGAGGGAGGAGGGGAAGUGGGAAGCGGCUCUGCCCGCUCCCUCCGCCCUCCCUCCCUCCACCCUUUCUCCCUCCAUCCCCUCCUCUCUCCCUCCUCUGCGGAGCCUGGGGGUCUGGGCCAGCAACAAGUUAGUAUUGCAGACAUGGGCCAAGGAAUCAGAGGCCAUGCAGUGGCUCAGGGUCCGUGAGUCGCCAGGGGAGGCCACAGGACACAGGGUCACCAUGGGGACAGCCACCCUGGAUUCCCUCUCGGCAGUGCUCCUGCUCUUUCUCCUGAUGUGUGAGGCCCCUGCAGUGGAGCUCACCUUGGACAGAGCUGUGGCCAGCGGCUGCCGACGGUGCUGUGACCCUGAGGACCCCCUGGUGCCUGACCAUGUGUCUGCAGCCUCUUCCUCCGUCCUCCCGCACGCCCUGCCUGAGGUCAGGCCCUACAUUAACAUCACCAUCCUGAAGGGUGACAAAGGGGACCCAGGCCCAAAGGGUAUCCCAGGGUCCAGGGGCAUGGAUGGUCCUCAAGGAGAGCCUGGUCCGCAGGGCAGCAAGGGCGACAAGGGGGAGAUGGGCAGCCCCGGCCCCCCUUGCCAGAAGCACUUCUUCGCCUUCUCGGUGGGCCGCAAGGAGGCCCUGCACAGCGGCGAGGACUUCAAGACGCUGCUCUUCGAAAAGGUCUUCGUGAACCUCGAUGGGUGCUUCGACAUGAGUGCCGGCCACUUCGCCGCUCCCCUGCGCGGCAUCUAUUUCUUCAGCCUCAACGUGCACAGCUGGAACUACAAGGACACGUACGUGCACAUCAUGCACAAUGAGAAGGAGGUCGUGGUCCUGUAUGCGCAGCCCAACGCCCGCAGCAUCAUGCAGAGCCAGAGCGUGAUGCUGGACCUGGCCUCCGGGGACCGCGUCUGGGUGCGGCUCUUCAAAAGCCAGCGCGAGAAUGCCAUCUACAGCAACAACUUCGACACCUACAUCACUUUCAGCGGUCACCUCAUCAAGGCUGGGGACGAUUGAGGGCCUCCGUCUGGGCCACCCUCUCGGCCGGAGAGCUCAGGGGCUGGCCCUGUCCCCUGCUAGGGUCAGUUUGCAUCGCGGUGAAGCGGGAACGCCAGGGAGGUCCCCGGGGACCUGGCGUUCUGGAAGGACCCUGUUUCUUUCUUGGCUGCCGCCGUCCCUCCCAGACUAUUUCUGCUCCUCUCUUCUCUCUUGGACCUAUUUUAAGAAACUUUCUAACCUAAAUAUUCUAGAACUUUUCCAGCCUCAUAGCCCAGCACUUCUCAAACUUGGAUGUGCACGUGAAUCACCCGGGGUUCGUGUUAAAUGUGGAUUCUGACUCAGUAGGUCUGAGUGGGUCCAGGAUUCUGCAUUGCUAACACAUUCCUGGGUGAUGCUGAUGCUAGCUAUCAGUCUAUGAACCACACUGGAGCAACCAGGUUCUAAAACUUUCUGAAUAUUCUAGUACUUUCUGAACAUUCUAGAAUCCUCCACACAUUCUAGAAUAUUCCCAACUUUUUUUUUUUUUCUUUGAGACAGGGUUUUGCUCUGUUGCCCAGGCUCGAGUGCAGUGGUGUGAUCUGGGUUCACUUCAACCUCUGCCUCCUGGGUUCAAGUGAUUCUCCUGCCUCAGCCUCCUUAGUAGCUGGGAUUACAGGCGCCUGCUAACAUGCCCGAAUAAUUUUUGUAUUUUUAGUAGAGAUGGGAUUUUACCUUGUUGGCCAGGCUGGACUCGAACUCCUGAUCUCAGGUGAUCCACCUGCCUCAGCCUCCCAAAGUGCUGAGAUUACAGGCAUGAGCCACUGCGCCUGGCCUCUCCCAACAUUCUUAAAUCCUCUCAUCCCUCCAGGGCUCCAUGUACUGUGUUCUCUUUGCCCCUUCCCCUCUUCUCUUGCUCACACCUGCACUGCCACAGCCACCGUUCAUUUAUUCACUCAUCAAACACCGAGCACUCACUCUGUGCUGGGUCCCGGGAAGGGUGAGCGAGUCAGACACAGGCCCUGCCCCUACCUCAGUGACCGGCCAGUCCAGCCAGGCAGGGAGAGAUGUGUACGCAGGUUUUGAAGCAGAUCCACAGCUCACACGGGUCUGUGUUCUGGGUGUUCAGGUGCUGCUGGUCCUCCGUAACCCACUGUUCCCCAAGGCAGACAGGACGGGGUCCCGGUGGCAGGGGCAGGUAUCCCCUCCCCGUUCCUCAUCCACCUGCCCAAUGUCCAUCGUUAAAGCAAACCCCAGGGGGCCUUGUCCAGGUCAAGGGUUCUGUGAGUAGAGGACUCAGGAGUGUGGGGGCUUUUGGGGGUGAAGGGACCCCGAGGAAUGGAGCCCACACCCAUAGCUCUCCCCACAGCUGAUUUGGCAGCCUGUGAGGAAACGUGCCCACCUCACUGAGAUCCCCUUCCUGCCCCCUCCCAGGGAUCUGCCAGGGCCUUGCUCACCUCCUUCCACCAAAGGCAUCCGAGCCCCAGUUUCCCCAGGACCUCCAGCUCAGACGCUGAUGUCUGUCCCCAGGUGCUCUCUGCCCCUCCUUCCCCUGUCCCUGGCCCAGUGCCCUGACUCUGCAGGCUUUAUCAAGGUGCUAAGGCCCCAGUGGACAGCUGCUCACCUCAGAGCCCUGCCCCAGCCUGGUGUUGCCUCUACAAACACCUGCAGGCCAAGGGCCAGGGCAGAAGCCCCAGGCUUUGGAGCCUUCAGCAGGUCUGGGGAGCUGAAGCAGGCUAUAUUCUGUCACUGGGAGAGGCCGAGGCAAAGGAGGGACCUGCGGCCUUCUGUUCCUUCUCUCAGGGUGGGGUGGCCCAGUGGCCCCCUAGCCUUCCAAACCCAGGUGGCCUGCUCUUCUCCCUAGAGGGAGGCGGCCUCUGCCCAUUGGUGCUCCUGCGGACUCUGGGGCCGAGGUGCUGGGGGGUGGUCUCUGGUGCUCACAGCCAAGGGAGCUGUAGCUCCAUGGCCGGAUGACAGGAACAGUGCCCCACAAGUGCCAGGAAGACUGGUGCUAUCAACCACCCCCCGACCAUGCCCUGCCCUUCCGUCCAGCAUGAUUAAACAGUGCUGUCUCCUC